Molecule: messenger RNA, 1839 nt
Organism: Aureobasidium uvarum
Lineage: Eukaryota; Fungi; Ascomycota; Dothideomycetes; Dothideales; Saccotheciaceae
Source: the annotation of a GenBank genome assembly
AUGCCUUCCUUCAUCUCCGCAGCCGUCGCUGCUCUGUCGCUUUCGAGCCUCGCCUCUGCCAACGUGGCAUACCGCCGUGCAGAGGCUUUCACCAACAGCUCUUCCAGCUCCACCCAGCUGUCGACCUCCAGCUCCUCAUCUAGCCGUUCCGUGCCUCUCGGUACUGGCAUCACCACCAGCGGCACUCCCAGCAGCACUGCUGGUGCCGGUGUUUCUCAAGGCUCGUCUGCCAACGGCACUGCUACCAGCACUGGAUCCAGCCCUUCUUCCACCUCUACCAGAUACCCCACCACCUUCAAUGGUGUCAGCUUCUACGUUGAGGUCGACAUUAGCUACACCGGUGUCGAGAUUGACUUGGCCAUUGUCUUCGCCAAGAGAGCCGGCCAGACUCUGGACGACUGUCUCUCGACUUGCUCGGCCAACACUGACUGUGCUGCCACCGCCUUCAACUCAAACACUACCACUUGCUCUUUCUACAGCAGCUUCGACAAGAACACCAGAACUGCUGCCCCUGGUAUCACCUUCGCCCAGGUCACUGGCCGCGGCAACUCUUCUUCAUCUGCUCCUGCCAACAACGGCUCCUUUCCCUCCACCACUCAGGCCAACAACGGCACCUCGGUGACCGCCUCGCCCAACCCUGGCAACAACGGUACUUUCCCCAACGUCGAGUCCAUCAUCUGCCCUGAGUACAACGACCAGGUCCUCCAGGAGACCGAUGGUUCUCAGUACCUCAUCCGCUGCGGUCUUAACAUUGAUGGUGUCAUCCUCUUGACCCGCAAGGCUCGCAUGAUCAGACGCCAGGCCACUUUCGGCAACGACUGGAUCGUUGACUGCAUUGACACUUGCUCUGCUACUGCCACUUGCGUCGGAACCUCGUACAACUCCCAGCAGGGCACCUGCACUUUCUACAGCACCGUCGACGCUCUUGUUGCUGAUGCCAACACUGACUCUGCCAUCCUUGUCAACGAGGCUCCCGCUCCUGGCGUCAGCUCUUCUGCUUCUCUCGUCCCCGUCGUCUCUACCCAGACCGUCACUGAGGGCGAUGUCACCCGCACCAUCACCACUACUCCUCUGACCACCUCGACCGUCUACAGCACCACCACCAAGACCAUCCAAUCUUGCGCUCCUGGUGUUCCUUGCACUGCUGCCACCGUCACUGAGGUCGUCGUUGCCUACACCACCGUCUGCCCCGUCUCGGCCUACCCCACUGGUGCCAACGGUGGUGCCAUUGGAGGUGCUGUCGGAGGUGCUUCCACCCAGACUUUGACCGUCUGCACUGCUUGCCAAUACGCUCCCACCACUUGCCCCACUGGCGCUAACGGUGCUCCCAUCGCUGGCAAGCCCACUCCCGUCACCACCACCGUCAUCCAGGCUCCCGUCCUUGCUGGCCCUACCGGUGCCAUGACCACCUCGACCGUCUACCAGACUCAGGAGCACGUUACCACCACUUGCGGUGCUAACGGAUGCGGCAAGGCCACCGUCACUGCCGUCGUCUCUCUCUACACCACUGUCUGCCCCGCCAGCUCUGGUGCUCCCGGCGCUCCCGGAUCUCAGGCCCCUGCACCUUCCGCCGGCUCUCAGACCGUCAUCGUCCCCGGAACCACCGUUGCCGCCUCGACCAAGCCUGCCGAGACCAUCCCUGCUGUUGUUGAGAACGGCUCCACCAAGCCCGCCGAGACUGUCCCUGCCACCGUCGUCCCUGGCUCCACCAAGAAGCCUUCGACCACCAUUGUGCAGUACACUCCCACUUCAUCCAUGGUCGCCUACACUGGCGCCGCCGUCAAGAACGGCAUGGGCUUUGCCGCCAUGGCUGCCGGUGUCGCUGCCCUUGUCCUCUAA